Molecule: messenger RNA, 672 nt
Organism: Mixia osmundae IAM 14324
Lineage: Eukaryota; Fungi; Basidiomycota; Mixiomycetes; Mixiales; Mixiaceae
Exons: 2
Coding region: 1-672 (223 amino acids)
Source: RefSeq, a predicted model, not a curated record
AUGGCGGCCUCAAGACUGCUGAGAUGCACCUGCGCUAGCCUGCGCUCGCUCGGCACGAGCGCACGCGUGAAGCAGCCACGCACAUUGCCUGCAACACGCUUCUCGUCCGUCCAGCCACCCGAGAUACCGUCGACGAUUGUCGAGAGCUUCAGACAGGAGCAAGACAGCAUUCCUUGGUUCGUAGAUCCUUCGUAUGAGCCAGGCAAGGCUACACCGAGUCAGCGCACGCCCGAGCACACACGACGCGCUCAGCCACGGCCUGACAAGCUGCCGGAGAGGCUGUGGCAGCUGCACGCGCAUCUGACUGAAUCGCCGCUCUUUGAGGCUUCCGCGACGACUUUCAUCGACGCCAAAGCAAGCACGAGCGCGGACACCCUCGAAGACAUGACAGGCGGCUCCGUAUGGGACUGGGUCGUCGUGCUCGAGAUGGCGUCUGGCAGAGAACGCGGUCUCAGAUCUGCGACUGGCCAAGUAGCCGAAUGGGCGAGAGAUGUGCCAGCUGUGCAAGGCAAGAGGAAGCGCGUAGUGGCAAUCGAAGGACUGGAGCCGCCAGAGCCUACCUGGACCCUCGUCGACGGUGGCGAAUUCGUCGUCCACCUUUUCACGACAGAGGCACGCAGGACAAUGGCCAUCCGAGGUGAUCAGUCUGGGAAUCAAACGCAACAGUACUGA